Molecule: messenger RNA, 1669 nt
Organism: Branchiostoma belcheri (Belcher's lancelet)
Lineage: Eukaryota; Metazoa; Chordata; Leptocardii; Amphioxiformes; Branchiostomatidae
Product: basic leucine zipper and W2 domain-containing protein 1-like
Exons: 14
Coding region: 127-1392 (421 amino acids)
Cellular component (GO): membrane; cytoplasm
Molecular function (GO): protein binding
Source: RefSeq, a predicted model, not a curated record
UUCACUAGAAAUUUCCCAUGGUGCAGUAGUAUUUUCCCGCUUCGUGCCGUGUGCAAAACGUUAGUCACGUUUAGUCCAGGUUUGUCAUAGUUUGUGUGACAAAGAAGAAACACUGCAAGAAUUUUUAUGAGUCAGAAGCAGCCCAAGCCAACGCUCGGCGGUCAAAAGAUCCGGACCAGAAAACGGGAUGAAAAAAAGACAUUUGAGCCUACAGCCUUUCGGGACGAGAUUGUGCAAGGUCUUAAUGAACAGGGCAACGACCUGGAGGCCAUCUCCCGUUAUUUAGACAAGCAGGGCAGUCGCCUUGACUACCGGCGCUAUGCAGAGACCCUGCUCGAUAUCCUGAUUGCUGGGGGCAUGCUAGCUCCUGGCGGAUCGCUGAUUGAAGAUGCCGACAAGACAAAGCCAUGCCGCGUGGACGUGUGUGUGUUUACCACACCGGACGAUGUGGCCGCCAUGCGUACACAGGCCGAGGUUUUUAACAAGCUGAUCCGGCGCUACAAGUACCUGGAGAAGAGUUUUGAGGAUGAGAUGAAGAAGGUCCUAAUUUUCCUGAAAGGUUUCAGCGACGAGGAACGCGCUCGUCUGGCGACGUUCACGGCCGUGCUGCUCGCGAACCAGCAGGUCACGGCCAACAUUCUCCCCAGCCUGUUCCACGAGAACCUGGUCAAGGAAGGGAUCGGUCUUGACUUUGCUACCGCUGUGUUCAAGACGUGGCUGUCUGAGAAGGAUGUCAAUCAUCUGAUCUCCUGUCUGCGUCGCGCCAACAUUGAACAGCGACUGCCGGAGCUGUUCCCGGCUAACAAACGUUCUCAGGAGCACCUGGAGUCCCAUUUCCGUGCAGCUGGUCUCGGGCCAGUCGCUGAUUUCCAGAAGGGACAACAGAAUGUGGCGUACAAGAAGGAGCUGCAAAAGAAACUGGCCGACAUGAUUUCCUCUGAAGACGAUGUGAAGGAGAUUGUUGUCUACGUGAAGGAUUACAUGAAGAAGAACGAGCUGGCAGAGCAGGAGGUGGUGGUGCUGGUGUGGAACUCUGUCAUGAAGUCUGUGGAGUGGAACAAGAAGGAGGAUCUGGUGGCAGAACAGGCCAUCCGGCUCCUGAAGGCCUACGCCCCCCUGCUGGCAGCCUUCACCACCCAGGGGCGCUCGGAGCUGGACCUUCUGGUCAAGAUACAGAACUACUGCUACGACAACAUCCAGUUCAUGAAGGUGUUCAACAAAAUACUCGUCCUCUUUUACAAAGCGGAUGUUUUGAGUGAGGACGCCAUUCUGAAGUGGCACAAGGACGGCCACUCCUCCAAAGGCAGGUCUGUGUUCCUGGAGCAGACCAAGCAGUUAGUGGAGUGGCUCCAGAGCGCAGAGGAAGAAUCAGAGGAGGAAGACGAAGACUAAAGCCCACCUAGUGUAACCCAGCACACCUGUAGAACCUGGGUCCACCUGUUUUACCUGGGCACACCUGUCUGUCCACCUGGACACGCUUGUCUGUCCAGCUGUCUUGGUGCUCCAUGUGCAGUAGUGUGGGUGUACGGGGGGGAUUUUAAAGACUCAGUGGGUUAAGGGGGGUGUAAUAAUUUCAAUUUUGUUCACUUGUCCAUUGUCUUAAUUAAUGGUCUCCCCAGUAUUUGUGAAGACGUGGAAGACAUAUAAUAAAGAUAUGCACACUGCCUUA